GAGGGUGGGCUCACCUCCGGACUCGCGAUCACCCGAGGGAGAGCCUCAUUCAGUGUUUUUGUGACGGAUUGAGCCCGAUAGAGCUGCUAAUUCGUCGACACCGUGUUCCCGGGCUGAAUUUUCGUUCAUUGUUCCUUCCUGCCAGGCUUUCGUGGGAGACUUGCUUCGGCGUAUAAAUUCAUUCCUUCCUCCUCGCUGAGUGGCGGCAAACACGGCCUGUAGACAACAAUCAUGCCUCCUCCAGCUCACGGGUAUGAGUUUGGCGGACCGUAAGUUUACUUCUUCCUUGGUCGAUCCAUAUGUUCCCUUGCUGAUGAUUGGUAGUUUGGGGGCCUUUGCCAUUUCGCUUUCUGCACCUGCAACCACAUAUGCCUUGUACUUUAUUUGCAGCGAAGAUGGGUGCCCGAGUAGUUCAUUCUUACGAGAUCCUGUUGGGAAUAUCGCUUCGAAAUGGCCGGGACUGUCGGUGGCUUUCGACUGGGACGUUACGAAGCACUACUUUCUCUGGUAUCUCGCGCUGGUGGCCAUGUACUUUGUCCUUCCGGGGAAGACGGGGGAGGGCGUUGUGUUGAGUAAUGGGAAGAGGUUGAAAUACAAGUUUAACGGUACGUCUGCUUUUCUCGGGGGGAGGCGGGAUGGAGAUUGGUGUCGGGUGACUUAUUGUUGUCGCAGGCUAUGCUUCCAUGUUGACUGUUUGGGGGUACUGUGGAUUCAUGACCUUCAGGGAGGGAUUCGGGUGGCCACUCUGGGCCUACCUCUGGGACAACCAACUUCAGCUCAUGACCGGUGCCCUGGUGUUCUCUAUUACUCUUGCAUUCUACUGCUACAUCUCUUCUUUCUUUACCGGGGAGAUUUUGGCGAAUAACACUGGUAACUUUUUUUACGAUGUGCACCCCCCCCCCCUUUUCCCCUCUCCUGUCGUGUUUCAAACUGAACAAAAUGCAGUGGUUCCUCGGCCGUCCCCUCAAUCCACGUAUCGGCCGCCUUGACCUGAAAGUCUUCAGCGAACUCCGACCCGGCAUGAUCCUCUGGCCAAUUCUGAACUUUGCCUCCCUGGCCCACCAAUACAACACCCAUGGCAAGAUCACCGAUAGCAUGAUCCUCGUCAAUUUCUUCCACUUGUGGUACGUUUAUGAUGCACUCCACAACGAGCCAGCGGUCCUCACGACAAUGGACGUGACCACCGAUGGUUUCGGCUUCAUGCUUUCAUUUGGAGACUUGAUGUGGCUCCCAUUCAACUACUCGAUUCAAUGCCGAUACCUCGCCAUGCACCCUUUCGAGCUCGGUCCUCUGGGCGUUGCCGGGGUUCUGGCUGUUCAAGGGUUGGGCUACUGGAUCUUCAGGGAAGCCAAUCGUGAGAAGCACGACUUUAGGACCGAUCCCAACGAUCCCAGGUUGGCUCAUAUCAAGUACAUGGAGACCAAGAGUGGGUCGAGGUUGAUGAUCACUGGCUGGUGGGGUAUCGCUAGACAUAUCAACUACAUGGGAGACUGGAUCAUGGCUUGGGCGUGGUGUCUGCCGACAGGGUAUAGGGGUCCUUUCAGUUACUUUUACGUUGUCUACUUUGCCAUUCUGCUCCUCCACCGGGAGCGCAGGGACGAGGCUAAGUGUAAGCUCAAGUACGGAGCGGACUGGAAGAGGUAUACGGGCCUUGUCCCGUCAAGGAUUGUUCCGGGAAUUUAUUAGUGGGUUGUUGUGUGCUGUGAUUUGUGGUAGGGUGCAUAACGGGUUGCAAUACAUAGACUUUUCUGGCAAUUAUCAUAGCAAAGAGAAUAUACGAGUCUGUU
This is a messenger RNA of Tuber aestivum (summer truffle), 1787 nucleotides long. The record is from the annotation of a GenBank genome assembly. NCBI's taxonomy places the organism in Eukaryota, Fungi, Ascomycota, Pezizomycetes, Pezizales, Tuberaceae.